Leucoraja erinaceus (little skate) is the source of this 4032-nucleotide messenger RNA. RefSeq names its product arkadia (RNF111) C-terminal like ring finger ubiquitin ligase 2Ca (gene ark2ca). The transcript is spliced from 8 exons. Gene Ontology annotation, molecular function: ubiquitin protein ligase activity. NCBI's taxonomy places the organism in Eukaryota, Metazoa, Chordata, Chondrichthyes, Rajiformes, Rajidae. Gene Ontology annotation, biological process: motor neuron axon guidance; positive regulation of BMP signaling pathway. The coding region runs from base 73 to 1212 and encodes 379 amino acids. The record is from RefSeq and is a predicted model, not a curated record.
GAUAAUGAGAGCUCUCGAUUGGACUGCUGUUCUUUGUACGGGAGGCAGCUGCAGGCUCAGCUCCACAUUUGAAUGUACACCGGGAUUGGGAGGCAGCAGCUCCAUGGGCCAUCUGUCCCAGCGGCCGGUAGCAACAAAGACGGCAGCAGGAUGGUGCUGGUACAUGUUGGCUAUCUCGUUCUUCCAGUUUUGGGGUCUGUGAACAAUCGAGGUCCCACCUUUCCAAGGUGGCAGUCUUCUCAAGUCACUUGCUGCAGACAGCUUCAGCUCACUCAUCAAGACGAGCUUCCUCUGCCUUACUCUGUCGGGCCACAACCGGGCCUGCCCACCCAAGUGGCAUCGUCGCACCAGCUCGCAGCAUCCCCGCUGCCACUGCCACUGCCCCGGCCUCUGGCCACCUUAACGAGCCGCCGCUUCCAGGACCUGCCCUCAUACUUGCCUCAGCCGCUGCACCAGCAAUACCUCCUGCACCACCAGCUGCUCGAUGCCCAGCGGGGAAGGCUGCUACCGUUCCCCAGUUUUGUCUUGUUGUUUUGCAGGCGGAUGCAGGAAAGGGCACCUCCUUACCCUCCCCGCCUGCGGCCAGCCUUGGAUUUCACCAACCAUGCAGCUUCAGCAGUUGCAACGCAGCCCAGGUACCUGACUGAAGGCACUGACUGGGACAUCAGUGCAGAGGCAGGGUUACCUCACACACAAUACCAGUUCCUUCCAGUGCAUCACCUCCACCGUUACCUAGCAACACCCAGAAUACACCAUCUAUCCAGAGGUGUGUCUUCAACAUCAAUGGUUAUUCCUGAUCUAAGGAACUAUUCUUAUCCGCAUCUUCACGUGCUGACUCUCCAAGCUUUGAAUGUGGGACAGCAGAUUCCUGCUGUCAGAGAAAGUUAUGAGGAAUUGUUGCAGUUAGAGGUAAGACUGGGGACCAUGAGCCGGGGCCCCAUGCAGUAUAUGAUUGAGAAGUGGACCCUGCCACACAAAUAUAGGAAGAGAAUACAACUGGAGCUCAAAGAAGAUAAAAAUGAUGAAGAGGAAAUUGAUUUGGAUGAAAAGUGUACAAUUUGCCUCUGCAUGUUGGAGGAGGGAGAUGAUGUCAGGCGGCUCGCAUGCAUGCACCUGUUCCACCAGGUCUGUGUUGAUCAGUGGCUGGCCACCAGCAAGAAGUGUCCAAUCUGCCGAGUGGACAUCCAGGCGCAACUGUUCCCGGACAGCUGAUGGGACAAACGCACGGGACACAAUUCAAACAUGAGCAAAAAACGUUUCCUUCCCGGAGUGCGGGGAGAAAAACGUGGCCUUCUUACCAACGCUUUGCCUUUUAAGUGAUCCGUUUUGGAAACUGGAUCAAGCAUCAGCGCCCUCUGUUAAUGAGGGCUUUACAUUGUUUGGAGUAGAGAAUAGAAAUCCCGACCACUGAAUCCUGCGAGCUGGUACUCCCAGAGGCUAUUUAUCUUUCUUAUUAGAAUCUUUAUUUUCAUUAUUAUUGGACAAGAAAACGUAGAUUGAAUCACUCAAUAAUUCUCAAUAUUAUAAACGUGAGACGUAUAGACUAACUAAUCUCUCACUCAUGAUUUGGAAACGUCCAUCUAGGGUAACAACUGAGGAUGAGCCAAUUCCCAAAGUAAAGUUCCCACGCUCUUGUAUCCAAGUGACUACUUAUAUAGAGAUUGCUUAGAAUGAGUGCUUUACAUAUAGUGUCAUAGAGUCAUAGAGCCAGUGUGGAAACCAUCAGCCCAACUUACCGUCACUGGCCAACAAGUCCCAUCCAUCUGCACUAGUCCCACCUAUCUGAAUUUGGCCAUAUCUUUCUAAACCUGUCCUAUCCAUGUGCCGGUCUAAAUGUUUCUUAAACAUUGCAAUAUCUGCCUCAACUACCACCUCUGUCAGCUUGUUCCAUACACCUACCACCCUUUGUGUGAAAAGGUUACCCCCUCAGAUUCUUAUUAAAUCUUUCCCCCCUCACCUUGCACCCAUGUCCUCUGGUUCUCUAUUCCCCUACUCUGGGCAAGUGAUUCUGUGAGUCUAUCCGAUCUAUCUCUCUCAUGAUUUUGUACACCUCUAUAAGAUCACCCCUCAUCCCCUGGUGCUCCAAGGAAUAGAGUCCUAGGUUGCUCAAUCUAUAGCUCAGGCGCUUUGAGUCCUAGCAACAUCCUCGUAAAUCUUCUCUGCACCGUUUCCAGCAUGACAACAUUUUCCUAUAACACGGUGCCCAGAACUGAACUGAACACAAUACUAAAGACGGCCUCACCAAUGUCUUAAACAGCUGCAACAUGGCCUCCCAACUUCUAUAUUCAAUGAGGGUAGACACAAAAAGCUGGAGUAACUCAGCAGGACAGGCAGCAUCUCUGCAGAGAAGGAAUGGGUGACGUUUCGGGUCGAGACCCUUCUUCACUCACUAUAGUUUCACUGAAAAAAUAAACAAAGUGUUAUCAUUUAUGGUCCAGCCAAUCUUUAAAACUGAAAACGACAGGACUUGCUGUUUUUGCUUUGGUUAUUCAAACAUUUGCAGUAUUUAAAGAUGAUGCCUCUCUCGUUGUAUGGAGGUUGUGCCUCACAGCAAGACUAGCCGGAAGCCUUUAUUUCUUGGUUGAAACAGAAUUAAAAGGUUCUAUUGAAAGAUGCUUGAGGAAUCUCCCAGGAAAUCUACACAGUGACCCUGGCCCAGAGUGAUCUCAUGGAUCAAUAAAUUGCCACUCCGUCUCAUUGAUUGACUAGAAGAGUAACUGAUGGUGAUGAUCAGUAGUGAGUUAUUCAGGGUGAAAGGUGAUUAGUCUAUUUAGGGUGAAUGUUGGAGAAGAGGAAGGACCCUGGAUCUUAGUAUCUGAUAACAAGAUCCUGCAACUAUUUAUGGGAAUGUCAGACACACUCCUUUAGACUUGCUUAAUGAUUGAUUGUACUGUAGUAGACUGUAUUUUAAAACAUGCAGCGUAUCAGAACAGAAGCCUUACAUAAUUAACAAUCAUAAUUUAUUACUAACGGCAGCUAUUGUAGAUGUAUAUUUAACUUCAAACUUUUGUAUAACCGAUAUAAUUUAUUUAUUUAGAGAUAUAAAAGUUAUUUUAAAAUGUUACCUCAUUUUUACGUUUUGUGUUAUGGUUUCCUAUAAUAGAAAGGUUAGGGUAAGUGACAAUUGCGUUCCACAAUGACAACAACUAACAAGAGAAAAUCCAGCUGUCACCCCCUGACCACCUGAUACAGGCCCUGGAACCUUGUAUAGUUCCCUUUCUGCUUGUUUUGUCACAAGGCAGAUGAAGCAAAAUGAAGUUGUGGGUGAAUGAGCACAUAUGGUAAAUUUAGGUCAGUUCUCUCACCAUGUGCUGUCCCUGUUAAGCAAAUCCAAUUAACCAACAGCAGGGUGUCACUUCAGCAAUGCAUUAAUUAAUUUCCAAAAGAAAAUCGGCAGAAAAGCAGGGCUGGAGAUUACACUGCCAAUUAAAUAAUUGAGUCACGAUGAUUGUGCAAACUAUGAUACCGGUGGAAGUAGAUUGCAAGUCUAAAUAUAACCACACACACCACCACAUACACAGUACUUCAAUUUUAUUGAGACUCCUGUGAUUUGGUGGUUUCUGUUUAUAUACCUGGAAAAUUAAGCUUAUAUCCUCCAAAUACGUACAUCUUUUUAAAAAUUGAUUUUUAGAGAUACAACGUGGAAACAGGUGCUUUGGCCCACAGAGUCUGCACCGACCCGCAUAUUAACACUAUCCUACACACAUUAGGAACAAUUUACAUUUAUACCAAGCCAAUUAACCUCCAAUCUUGUGAAGAAGAAACAGAGCGCUGGAGUGGCUCAGCGCGUCAGGGAGUAUAUCGGGAGUUCAUGGACAGGUGACGUUUUUGGUCGGGAUUGUUCUUCAGACUGGAGCAGCAGCAAUUACAGAGGAGAAGCGGUGUGAGAACAUCUCACAGAUCUCCCGUUGGAGAGGGGAGAACUUCUUCAAAGUUGAAACAUAAAAAGAACAGGUGCAGAGUAAGGCCCUUUGAGCCAGCACCGUCAUUCAAUAUGAUCAUGGCUGAUCAUCCAAAAUCAGUACCCAGUUC